Salvia hispanica is the source of this 1096-nucleotide messenger RNA. RefSeq lists its product as uncharacterized. Gene Ontology annotation, molecular function: ubiquitin-like protein binding; ubiquitin conjugating enzyme binding; cullin family protein binding. The record is from RefSeq and is a predicted model, not a curated record. NCBI's taxonomy places the organism in Eukaryota, Viridiplantae, Streptophyta, Magnoliopsida, Lamiales, Lamiaceae. Gene Ontology annotation, cellular component: ubiquitin ligase complex. Gene Ontology annotation, biological process: protein neddylation.
AGCAUCCAGCACAACCGUAGCUUCUUCUUCCUCGAAAACCCGAGGCUUCUACAUUCACGUCCCCUCUGAAAAACUAUAUAUAAUCCCCGUCUACACCCAAACAAUCCUCUCCUUAAACCAAACUCAUUUUUCAUUCAACAAUUUACCAAAUUCUCAACGAAAUUGCGGCAAAUAUGACUCGCGCCUCCAAGAGAAAAUCUGACAAUCAAACCUCUUCCCCUAUCAAAACUGCCCGCGUCGACUCUGUUCGUUCCGCAUCCAGCAGAGCUGGAAAGAAAGUGGACGAACGUAUUGAUGAACUUUACACAAAAUAUGUUAAUCAGUCAUCGUGUGUGAUCGAUCCAGAAGGGGUUGAAGCAUUAUGCUCUGAUUUAAAGGUGGACUGUACGGAUGUUAGGAUAUUGAUGCUAGCUUGGAAAAUGGAUGCACAGAAGCAGGGAUAUUUUACUCAGGAUGAGUGGCGAAGAGGCUUGAAAGCUCUUAAGGUUGACACAAUACCUAAACUGAAGAAGUCAUUGCCAGAACUUGAGAAAGAGGCCUUGAAGUCAGAGAAUUUUGUUAGUUUCUACAGAUAUGCCUUCCGUUACUGCCUAACAGAGGAUAAUAAAAAGUGUCUAGACAUUGAGACCGCAUGUGUAUUAUUACAACUCGUUUUAGGGGUCCAAUAUCAGGCCCAGGUAGAUUCAUUCAUUACAUUUCUUAAGAGUCAAAGUGAGUAUAAGGUAAUAAAUAUGGAUCAGUGGACGAAUUUCUUUCGAUUUUGCCAAGAGAUAAGCUUCCCGGACCUGAAUAAUUAUGAUUCAGAUGAAGCUUGGCCUUUAAUUCUGGAUAAUUAUGUUGACUGGACGAAACGACAAGACAAUGUGGCGACGACUGCAUAAAUCUGGUAAUCAUGCUUGGAAAAUCAUACAUGUCGUUGAUUGGAAUUCCUGAAUAUACUUGACAUGUAAUGUUGGCUGUAUAAUACGCCAUUCUUUCGAAAAAGUUUACUUCUGCAUCUGCUUCUUGUUUUUGUAUUUUUUCCUUGUCCUGUUCUGAUCAAUCAUAUUUUUACUUAUAAUGACAAGUUUAGAAUCGUCAUUUUGGCUUUUAUUAA